AUGCUCCUGAAGAUAGGAAUCAAACGUGAGCUGUCGUGUGUUCAUACUCCGCUGCAGAAUGGGGUGUCCGGAAGAAAACACCGACAUAUAGUUGAAAUGGCUUUGACUUUGAUGAUAAAUAAUGGAGUACCAAAGCAUCUAUGGGUUGAAGCAUUCACUACUGCAGUGUAUUUAAUCAACAGAUUGCCAUUUUCUGUUAUCAACAUGCAAUCUCCCUUUUCUUCUCUUUAUGGUCGUGAUACUUUUCAGGGGGAGAUCACUACCCUUUCUGAGACAUCUGACUGGGGUGGCCGUCACCUUCUCGUCGGCGAUCACCGUCGCCAAGAAUGGCAUAGUCGCAAAGCUUCGUCGUGCCAUACACCCUUUCAGUAG
Molecule: messenger RNA, 372 nt
Organism: Capsicum annuum
Lineage: Eukaryota; Viridiplantae; Streptophyta; Magnoliopsida; Solanales; Solanaceae
Source: the annotation of a RefSeq genome assembly